AUGGCUCAGCUUCCUCCGCGCACUCACCGCUUCCACCACCUUGCUUGCACUCACCUCUUCCACCACCUUGCUUGCACUCACCGCUUCCACCACCUUGCUUGCACUAUCCCUCCCACCUCCUCUCGCACUCCACCCACCCUUCCCGCUCGCCUUGCCUCCCUUCUGACCCGCUUCAACCCUCUCUCUUUCUCUUCCACCACACCACCACCACCACCACCACCACCACCACCACCACCACCACCACCACCACCACCACCACCUGCUGUCAUAUAUCUCCCGGCCCUCUCACCAACCUGUCCCCCCUGCGCCUUCACGCCUAUCCCUGGGGGCGUCCAGUCAUCACUGGGGUCUCUCAACCUCACCACCUCCACCAGCGGCGCAUCAGAAGCUUCUGGAGCGUCUAGAGCGUCCAGCGAAUACCCCAAAAGAAGUGCGGUACUGCAGGUUGCUAGGACGGGCGAGAGGAAAGUGCAAGUGUUUAGAGCGAGUGUGCUCAUGGGAGUGUGCUCAUGGGAGUGUGCUCAUGGGAGUGUGCUCAUGGCAGUGUGGUCAUGGGAGUGUGGUCAUGGGAGUGUGGUCAUGGGAGUGUGGUCAUGGGAGUGUGGUCAUGGGAGUGUGGUCAUGGGAGUGUGGUCAUGGGAGUGUGCUCAUGGGAGUGUGCUCAUGGGAGUGUGGUCAUGGGAGUGUGGUCAUGGGAGUGUGGUCAUGGGAGUGUGGUCAUGGGAGUGUGGUCAUGGGAGUGUGGUCAUGGGAGUGUGGUCAUGGGAGUGUGGUCAUGGGAGUGUGGUCAUGGGAGUGUGCUCAUGGGAGUGUGGUCAUGGGAGUGUGCUCAUGGGAGUGUGCUCAUGGGAGUGUGCUCAUGGGAGUGUGGUCAUGGGAGUGUGGUCAUGGGAGUGUGGUCAUGGGAGUGUGGUCAUGGGAGUGUGGUCAUGGGAGUGUGCUCAUGGGAGUGUGCUCACGGGAGUGUGGUCAUGGGAGUGUGCUCAUGGGAGUGUGCUCAUGGGAGUGUGGUCAUGGGAGUGUGCUCAUGGGAGUGUGGUCAUGGGAGUGUGGUCAUGGGAGUGUGCUCAUGGGAGUGUGCUCAUGGGAGUGUGGUCAUGGGAGUGUGCUCAUGGGAGUGUGCUCAUGGGAGUGUGCUCAUGGGAGUGUGCUCAUGGGAGUGUGCUCAUGGGAGUGUGCUCAUGGGAGUGUGCUCAUGGGAGUGUGCUCAUGGGAGUGUGCUCAUGGGAGUGUGCUCAUGGGAGUGUACUCAUGGGAGUGUGGUCAUGGGAGUGUGGUUAUGGGAGUGUGGUCAUGGGAGUGUGGUCAUGGGAGUGUGCUCAUGGGAGUGUGCUCACGGGAGUGUGGUCAUGGGAGUAUGCUCAUGGGAGUGUGGUCAUGGGAGUGUGGUCAUGGGAGUGUGCUCAUGGGAGUGUGGUCAUGGGAGUGUGCUCAUGGGAGUGUGGUCAUGGGAGUGUGCUCAUCGGAGUGUGGUCAUGGGAGUGUGCUCAUGGGAGUGUGCUCAUGGGAGUGUGGUCAUGGGAGUGUGCUCAUGGGAGUGUGCUCAUGGGAGUGUGCUCAUGGGAGUGUGUAGGGUAA
Molecule: messenger RNA, 1578 nt
Organism: Closterium sp. Yama58-4
Lineage: Eukaryota; Viridiplantae; Streptophyta; Zygnematophyceae; Desmidiales; Closteriaceae
Source: the annotation of a GenBank genome assembly